GGCUCUCCACCAACGAGCCUAUACCCAUGAUGCCGGUCGCCGACACCGCCAUCAGGCAGUACAUUUCCAGAUGUGUGGUGUGCGAGGCCCCCACUAACGUGCUCGCAGUCCACAGCCAGUCCCUCAACAUCCCCGAGUGUCCCAACGGCUGGGCGGGACUUUGGAUCGGCUACUCCUUCGUCAUGCACACGGCAGCAGGAGGCGAAGGAGGGGGCCAAGCUCUAAGCAGUCCCGGGUCCUGCCUUGAGGACUUUAGAGCCACGCCGUUCAUUGAGUGUAACGGAGCUAAGGGAACGUGUCAUUAUUUCGCCAACAAACUGUCCUUCUGGCUGGCCACUGUCAGCGACAGGGACCAAUUUGCGGGACCGGUCCCGGAGACACUCAAGGCGGGGAGUCUCCGGACCCGAGUGUCCCGCUGCAAGGUCUGCAUCAAGAGCUAGGGACCCUGCUGGAGGCCCCGGAGAGGGGCCCCGAAGGGGAGGCCCCAAAGGGGAGAUCCUGAGGGGAGUAAGAGGCCUCGGAGGGAGGGCCCAAAGGGGAGUUGAAAGGCCUCGGAGGGAGGCCACGAAGGGGACUUUAAAAGGGAGAUAAUGAAGGCCCAAGGGCGGACUUAAAAGGGAUAUAAGGGAACCAAGGGGGUAUUUGAACGGUACUUAAUAAGGUUCCAGAUGAGACUUAAGCGGGAUAUAAUGAACACAAAGGAUGGACUUAAACGGGACUUGAAGGGGCCUUAGGACAGACUUGAAAGGAGGGUUAAUGAAGCCUCAUGGGGACUUGAAUAGGAAUUAAUGUUGCCCCUUGGGGACUUGAAUACAGGAAGAGGGGGACUUGGUCUUAAGGGGAGGGGCUAGGGGUAAGAAAGAGGUUUAGUAUUUGCGGUAUUUCAUAAAGUAAUUUUUCAUCUGUAAUCGCGUAUAUUUUUAUACAUUCGGCACCAUAUUUUUCUGUAUGGCAUUUGUGUGCUAAAUUUUUUGUAAUUCAAUGCGCCAGAUAUUUUAGCUGUGGCAUCACUGAAUAAAUAAUUAUUGGUCCUUGAAACGAUUAUUAAAGGGACCUAUCGCUGCCACAGCUCAUUUUUUAGAUACUAAUCACUUUAAAUUAAUUGGCGAUAUAGAAAAUUUUAGUGAAAAUUUAACAAAAUAAAUUCUAGGUUUAAAGAAAAAAGUUUAAAAAAACUUGAGCUUCCGCAACUCCGGAGUUUGUGCCAAAAAAUUUCGGUAACAAAAUUCGAUUACAAAUUUCGAAAUUAUUUGACAUUAAUGAAAAGAUUUGCUAAAAACUGUGAAAUUAUUGAAUGUUAAUAAAGUUUUAGCUAAAAAGAUAGAAAUUUCGAAUA
Hyalella azteca is the source of this 1336-nucleotide messenger RNA. Its product is annotated as collagen alpha-2(IV) chain-like. The transcript has 3 exons. Gene Ontology annotation, molecular function: extracellular matrix structural constituent. The record is from RefSeq and is a predicted model, not a curated record. Gene Ontology annotation, cellular component: collagen trimer. The coding region runs from base 27 to 440 and encodes 137 amino acids. NCBI's taxonomy places the organism in Eukaryota, Metazoa, Arthropoda, Malacostraca, Amphipoda, Hyalellidae.